Molecule: messenger RNA, 1437 nt
Organism: Umbelopsis ramanniana AG
Lineage: Eukaryota; Fungi; Mucoromycota; Umbelopsidomycetes; Umbelopsidales; Umbelopsidaceae
Exons: 5
Coding region: 1-1437 (478 amino acids)
Biological process (GO): proteolysis
Molecular function (GO): metallodipeptidase activity
Source: RefSeq, a predicted model, not a curated record
AUGUCUGUAGCCAAGUUCUUUGAUUACGUCGAAGCUCACCAAUCUGACUUCAUUGAUCGUCUUCGUAAGGCCGUCGAGAUCCCCAGUGUGAGUAGCGAGGCUGCUCGUCGCCCAGACGUUGUUCGCAUGAGCGAAUUCCUUGUCUCUGAGCUUGAGACUCUUGGUGCUAGCGUUGAGACACGCGACGUUGGUAUGCAAAAGAUGCAUGACGGAACUACCUUGAAGCUUCCUCCUGUUGUCCUCGCUACCUAUGGCAACGAUCCUGCAAAGAAGACUGUCCUUGUCUAUGGACAUUAUGACGUUCAACCUGCUCUUAAGGAAGACGGUUGGAACACCGAUCCUUUCACCCUCGUUGAGGAUGAGGAGGGUCGUCUUCUCGGUCGUGGCAGCACAGACGAUAAGGGUCCUAUUCUUGGAUGGAUCAAUGUUAUCGAAGCCCACAAGAGCUUGGGUCUCGAACUUCCCGUCAACUUGAAGAUGUGCUUUGAAGGUAUGGAGGAGUCUGGCUCUGAGGGUCUUGAUGACCUUAUCCUUCUCGAGGCCAAGAAAUACUUUGCCGAUGUUGAUGUUGUCUGCAUUUCUGAUAACUACUGGCUCGGUACCACCAAGCCCUGCUUGACUUAUGGUCUUCGCGGAGUAUCUUACUUCCAUCUUAGCAUCAAGGGACCUGGCAGAGAUUUGCACUCUGGUGUCUUUGGAGGCACUGUCCACGAACCUAUGACUGAUCUUUUUGCUGUUAUGAGCAACUUGGUCGCUCCUAACGGUAAGAUCCUCAUCCCUGGUAUCUAUGACCAGGUUGCCCCUCUCACUGAGGAGGAAGAACGUACAUACGAUAACUUGGCUUUCCAGAUGGACGAGCUCCAUAGUGCUGUUGGUAGCAAGGUCAACAUUUUCGAUAGCGAACGUGAUAUCUUGCAACACCGCUGGAGAUACCCUUCCCUUUCUAUUCACGGUGUUGAAGGUGCCUUCUACAAUGCAGGUGACAAGACUGUAGUCCCAGCUAAGGUUAUCGGAAAGUUCUCUAUCCGUUCCGUUCCUGAUAUGGAACCUGAGAAGAUUACCGAACUUGUUAAGAAGCACAUUGAAUCCGAAUUCGCAAAGCUCAACAGCAAGAAUGUCCUCAACAUCGAGUGCAGCCACGCUGGAAAGCCCUGGUUCGCUACUCCUAACCACUGGAACUACGUUGCUGCUGCUAAGGCUGUUGAGAAGGUUUUCAAUGUCAAGCCUGAUAUGACACGUGAAGGUGGCUCUAUUCCUGUCACCUUGUCCUUCCAGGAUGCUCUUAACAAGAAUGUUCUUCUUUUGCCUAUGGGCCGUGGUGACGAUGGUGCCCAUUCCAUCAACGAAAAGCUUGAUCGUUCCAACUAUAUCCAAGGCAUCAAGUUGCUUGGCACCUACCUCCAUGAGAUUGCUGAAAUCAAGGCUGAAGAACAGUAA